GUGUAUGACAUUCCUGCAGUUUCCAGCUGGUGUGCCAAAAUCCGUUCAGUUGUGGUGUGGCUCAAACGUUCAUCCUUGAGCAAAACUGUGCUCAGAGAAAAGCAGCGAAUCCUGAAUUUGCCACAGCAUAAUGUAAUUCUUGACGUUAAGACGCGCUGGAAUUCUCUCUUCCUAAUGGUGGAGAGAUUUAUGGAGCAGUUUGAUGCAAUCCAGGCAGCUGCUCUGGAUCUACGGCUGAGGAAGCCUAUUGAGAAGGACAAGCUAGAAAGGUUCAUGCACACCGAUUUAAUGAAGGCAGAGGAGUUUAUUAAGUGCAUGCAAGUCCUGUACACGUCAGCCAUGUGUGUGUCAAGUGACAAGUCACCCACAUGCAGCCAAAUCAUCCCCAUCCUGGCCAAGCUGGAGGCACAUUUCAGACGAUGUGAUGAAGACAGUGUUUUCACCUCUUCAAUAAAAGAGAAAGUCUGGGGUAGUCUGCAGAAAAGAUAUCAGGAUGAAAACCUUCAGAAAUUUCUGAAGGAGGCCACGAUGAUGGACCCAUGUUUUAAAGGCAGGCUAGGUGGUGAGACAGCUACUGACAUCUGGGACAGGUUGGAGAAGGCAGCAGUUGCAAAUGCCACAGCAGCAGUUGCACAGCCUCCCACUGAGGACCCCAAAGCACACAGCGAGGUGGAUGAUGCUGACAUGGACAAGCCAGAAAAAUAUCUAAGUAAGGUCCAGAAGUCACCCUUAGAAAAGCUGUUUGAGGAUGAAGACAGAGAGCUUCAACAGGCUGCUUCUCAAGCGGGUAGAGUCCCCUCAAUCACAGAGCAGGUACAGAAGGAGCUUCAAAUAUACAAAAGACUGCCAGGAAUUACCUCUGGACAAGACCCUGUGGCCUGGUGGUGGAGUAAGAGGGAUACACUCCCCAAUUUAUCUGCCCUAUCAGAAAAAUACUUGUGUGUCCCAGCCUCAUCAACGCCUUCUGAAAGAGUUUUCUCUUGUGCUGGGCAUGCCAUCAGCCAAGAGCGAUGCCGUGUAGCUCCAGAAAAGGCUAAUAUGAUUAUCUUCUUGCAAAAAAACUGCUAAACAUCACAGGUUUCAUGACAAAGUUUGUGUUUUCAAUUGUUUAAGCACUGGUUCCAACCAAAGAAGUUAUGUUUUAUUGACAGAAAGGGCUAACUUUGUUAUCAUUUUGCUUAAAAAAAAUUACUGGGAAAAA
This is a messenger RNA of Oreochromis aureus, 1201 nucleotides long. RefSeq names its product E3 SUMO-protein ligase ZBED1-like. The record is from RefSeq and is a predicted model, not a curated record. The coding region runs from base 175 to 1068 and encodes 297 amino acids. The transcript has 6 exons. NCBI's taxonomy places the organism in Eukaryota, Metazoa, Chordata, Actinopteri, Cichliformes, Cichlidae. Gene Ontology annotation, molecular function: protein dimerization activity.